Molecule: messenger RNA, 1052 nt
Organism: Salvelinus fontinalis (brook trout)
Lineage: Eukaryota; Metazoa; Chordata; Actinopteri; Salmoniformes; Salmonidae
Product: RING finger protein 223-like
Exons: 2
Coding region: 190-900 (236 amino acids)
Biological process (GO): protein ubiquitination
Molecular function (GO): ubiquitin protein ligase activity
Source: RefSeq, a predicted model, not a curated record
CUUGGCAUGAAGAUGUGUUUUAGUCUACAGAAGGCUGGACCAAAUUCACUGUAAUACACUACAAAGAGAAAGAGAGAGGAUAAUCUGGCCAAAUCAUCAUUAAACCGAUAAUCCACACCAAGUACAAAGAAGAGAAAGGGGGACAAAGACUAAAGGAAGGGGGAAAAGGAUACAGAACAUCCCUUCAAAAUGGCGCAGAUCCCUCAGGUGUGGCACACCCAGGAAGAGAAAGUGGACCUGGAUAUAUUGGUGGCUGUUGGCAGCCAACCCGAGUGCUCUAUCUGCUACAACACCUACGACAACGUUUUCAAGACGCCCAAGCUGCUGGACUGUGCCCACACCUUCUGCCUCGAGUGUCUGUCACGCCUCAUGGCCAUUUCACUGGGAGAGCAGGAAGGAGGAGGCAGCAGCAAGAUCCUGUGUCCCUUCUGCCGCCACCCCACCCUCCUUACCAAGGAGGGUCCCCCGGCCCUGGCCACCAGCAGCGAGGUACUCUGUAAGCUGCCCAGCCACCAGCAGCACGAGGAGCCUGUGUGGCUGGACGGAGAGAAGCUGUGCUACAAACGGGCCCUGGAGGCCAGCCCUGAGGCCUCUAGCUCCACCUCGACCUUCUGCAUCUGCAUCGACAUAGGGGCCAGCAAAGCAGGCGAGGUCCCGGCUCAGACACGCCCCCACAACAUGGCCUUUAUGAGGCGUCUGACCAGCUGUAAGCGGCUGCUGCUCUUCAUCAUGCUGAUGGUGCUGCUUGUGGUCAUCGUGCUGUGGCCCCUGCAGUGCAUCGUCACCACGGGCAACAUGCACUGCAUGCCUCGCUCUGUGGGCUCAAUACAAGGCUCCAUCACCACCACAGCUACCCCAUUCACCAGCAUACACCAUUCCACAAAGGGAGCCUUUCAUUAAAAUACAUGUAUGUAGUAUGCCAGAUUCCACCAACGGUACCCUGGUUCACAUUCACACAGACCCCCAGAAUAAGCUCUAGUAAGAGGUUGAUCUAUGUAUCCCUUCUCCGCCACUUUCUCCUUCAGCUCCACUAAAGGGUAUCCAGCCACAGC